AUGCAGAUUUAACGCAUUUUUAUUAUAUGAGUUUGCUACAUUAGUUUCUAGUUUUACAAUUUCUAAAGUACACAGCCAUAGAAUGCCACAAAUACUUAUAUACAACAGUGAAUUUCGCGCGCGUAUACAAUUCAAAGUGGAAAAAUGUUCCGGAUAUUUUCUAAAGACCUGCAAUAUAAUAGCUUGUAAUUACAUCCUGUACAAUGCCGAACAGAAUAUGACAGAGCAGAAAGCGGUUAGUGUGUAACGAGACAUCGCUCUAUAAUAAGCUCUAAUAUUUUCACGUGCAAAUUUACUCAUUACAAUAAUCGUACAUUAAUAUGAAUUUGUGUAACAUCAGUGCUCUUAUCUGGAUAUGGUUGUGUCUUGUGGACGAAUCGAUCGCUAUAAAUAAAAGCAUUGCCGUAUCAAGAGGAUUUUUUAUUUAUAGAACGAUCUCGAUUACUCAACGAUCAUGUAAUUGUCCAAUGUCUUUCUCUUGCACUUGUUGCCAAAGCGUGAUUAUUUUAUAUACUAGAAAAGAGAAAAAUCUGUGUGUAAAUUUCACGUAUCAGAGGAAUGGAUUAAAUGUAGAUGUUGCAUUGAGUUCAGACACAAUCAGUACCAGGACAGUAACAAAUUACAGAGCAUUCCAAUUUUGCGUGUACGUUCCCGGUUGCCUUUUUUCGACGGCAUGUAUCAAUAUCUUGGAACUUAAUCAGUUUCCUAGAUCCAUCACAAUUUGUCUUCGUUUAGAUAUUUAUGCGAAGAAACAACUUUGGCAGAUUAAUUAUGAUUGUCUAAGCGUAUCAACGGAGCUACCUAUGAUGUCGGCAAAUAAUGUGACAGAAGUGUCGAGCGUAGAACCGUCUAUGACAGAAAACGGGCGAAUGGGACAGCCAUUGAUGACAAGAUCAACGACAGAAAUGACAGCAAAUGAUAUGAUAACGCAAACGACAGGAAUAAGUAGCACGGAAAGUAGCGAAAUUACAGAAGCGCCGAGAGGAUCGGCCGAGAUGUUGGAAAUGACUGUUGAUUAAAUAACAAUUAUAAUCGCAAGUAAAAUUAGAUUGUUACAAAAACAAAAAAGUGAUGAAUGUCGAGCAAAAUAAUUAGUUCAAAUAAUGAUAAGAUCAAAAAUAUGACAAAGAAUCGAUGAAGUAUUUGUAUAUGAG
Molecule: messenger RNA, 1154 nt
Organism: Linepithema humile (Argentine ant)
Lineage: Eukaryota; Metazoa; Arthropoda; Insecta; Hymenoptera; Formicidae
Source: RefSeq, a predicted model, not a curated record